GCCUGUCCCCUACCCGAACCCAGACUCGGCGCCGCACAUUGCCCCGGGGGGGCCCGGCGCAGUCACGCGCGCGCAGAGCUCACGCUCUCCGCCCCGCACACCUGCGCUCCGCCCCGUGGUCCUGGGCCCGCGACGGGCGAAGGCAUUUGGGAAGCCAGGGCGGCUGCGGUGGCGAUCUCCCUGACCCAGGGCCGGAGUUGCCCGGAGCCUGCCGCCGCUCUCAGCCAGCCCGCAUCCUUCUCUGUCCUUCCCUCCCCCCGCCUGCCACGGCGCGGGUAUCCGCAGCCACAGCCCGGGGCCGGUGAGGCGGCGAAGGGGGAGGGGAGGAAUCAAGGGAUGAGCGCCGGAAGGGCGUCGGGGGCCCUGAGCCGCACUAGGACGCCCCUGGAGCCGGAACCCCAGCAGAAGCCGGAACCAGAACCAAAUCACCGGUACCGGGUGGGCCAGGUGGUCAGGGUGGGAGAAACCAAAAAGGGAGAGGGGUGCGGGAAUACUGAGAGGAAGGGGCUGCAGAGGCCUGGCUCAGGCCGGCGCGGAGGAGGUGCGGGCGCUGACUCAGGCACGAUUUUUGCUCCCGCCGCCUAAGAAUGCCGUCCCAUCUCGUGCUGCAGUGUCCUUGGGAGGGACAGAAGCGCGAACGAGCUGGAAAGGGGAACGCUCGGGGCGUCGGGGAAACGGGACCAGGGUCGUGGUAGAGAGCUUACGUUGCCGCUGACCUCUUGCCGAAAGGCGAAACAGCACUCCUGGCCCGGACAGCUCCCUGGUUGGGUAGGGGGUGGGGCCGGACCUCAGCCGGACGUCUUAGACGUGCCUGUUUCAGAUCCUGAGGACGGCAUUCCUACCCCUCCCCCAUUCCCAGCUGCAGCCCCCUAAACCCAGGAGGCGCCCUGGCCCGCGCUCGCCCCCCAGGGCCUCAUGUCGGAACCACAGCCUGACCUGGAACCGCCCCAACAUGGGCUGUAUAUGCUCUUCCUGCUUGUGCUGGUCUUCUUCCUCAUGGGCCUGGUAGGCUUCAUGAUCUGCCACGUGCUCAAGAAGAAGGGCUACCGCUGCCGCACGUCGAGGGGCUCUGAGCCUGACGAUGCCCAGCUUCAGCCCCCUGAGGACGAUGACAUGAAUGAGGACACAGUAGAGAGGAUUGUUCGCUGCAUCAUCCAAAAUGAAGCCAAUGCUGAGGCCUUGAAGGAGAUGCUGGGGGACAGUGAAGGAGAAGGGACAGUGCAGCUGUCCAGUGUGGAUGCCACCUCCAGCCUGCAGGACGGAGCCCCCUCCCAUCAUCACACAGUGCACCUGGGCUCUGCAGCCCCUUGCAUCCAUUGCAGCCGCAGCAAGAGGCCUCCACUUGUCCGUCAGGGACGCUCCAAGGAAGGAAAAAGCCGCCCCCGGACAGGGGAGACCACUGUGUUCUCUGUGGGCAGGUUCCGGGUGACACACAUUGAGAAGCGCUAUGGACUGCACGAACACCGUGAUGGCUCCCCCACGGACAGGAGCUGGGGCUCUGGUGGGGGACAGGACCCAGGGGGUGGUCAGGGGUCUGGGGGAGGGCAGCCCAAGGCAGGGAUGCCUGCCAUGGAGAGGCUGCCCCCUGAGAGGCCACAGCCCCAGGUCCUAGCCAGCCCCCCAGUACAGAAUGGAGGACUCAGGGACAGCAGCCUAGCCCCUCGUGCACUUGAAGGGAACUGCAGAGCUUCUGCAGAGCCAACACUGAGGGCCGGAGGGAGGGGCCCAAGCCCAGGGCUGCCCACUCAAGAGGCAAAUGGGCAGCCAAGCAAACCAGACACUUCCGAUCACCAGGUGUCUCUACCACAGGGAGCAGGGAGUAUGUGAGGUGAGUCUGCCUGAGCCCUAAAUGAGGUAAUCUCAUCUUCAUGUCACCUAUUUAAAAUACUUAAGCCUUUCAGCUCCCUGAACCCCCAGAGUAAACUGCAGGCUUAGCCUUUGCUAUAAAUCCCUUGGUUUGGUGGUGGAGGUAGGGAAGGUCCUGGAGCCCCAAGGGAAAAGCUGGACACAGCUUGAACAGGAAGCAACACUGUUACUCUUCCUCUUCUCCAAAUCUCCUUCUUCACUGUGCUGAUGGACUACCAGCUGGCAGGGCCAGGGGGUGGGUGGACGUGAAGGCCCUCCCCUCCACUGGACAGCACUGCCCCCCAGCUGAGGGACCAGCUCUACUUCCACCUGGAGUUGCACAGUCUCAGGCUGGGAGCCUCAGGAGAGGUCACAGCCCCUCAGUCUCUUCUCCUUCCCCUGCCUGCAACAGGCUGCCUGCCCCGCCUUCCCCAACACCUCGCUCCAUAUGAUAGAGCGUGGCAGCUGGGAGCAGGCCCCUGCCCCUGGUGGGCCCCUAAAGCAAUAGCACCGUAGGCCCCCUGCCCUCUUAGCACAAGAGGCCCAGGCCGUGGCCUGGCCUGGCCUUCGUGCCCUUUAUUCAUUGUCAAUAAAUCCGCUCAGACCAUUACA
Messenger RNA from Pongo pygmaeus (Bornean orangutan), 2457 nucleotides. RefSeq names its product RELT like 2 (gene RELL2). The record is from RefSeq and is a predicted model, not a curated record. The coding region runs from base 916 to 1827 and encodes 303 amino acids. Gene Ontology annotation, biological process: positive regulation of p38MAPK cascade; positive regulation of cell-substrate adhesion. NCBI's taxonomy places the organism in Eukaryota, Metazoa, Chordata, Mammalia, Primates, Hominidae. The transcript has 6 exons.